This is a messenger RNA of Thalassophryne amazonica, 11873 nucleotides long. Its product is annotated as vacuolar protein sorting-associated protein 13C-like. Gene Ontology annotation, biological process: protein retention in Golgi apparatus; protein targeting to vacuole; mitochondrion organization. Gene Ontology annotation, cellular component: extrinsic component of membrane. Lineage: Eukaryota; Metazoa; Chordata; Actinopteri; Batrachoidiformes; Batrachoididae. The record is from RefSeq and is a predicted model, not a curated record.
CAAUCGAGCUUCACAGGGGAUCGCAGAGCUAAUCGUUCUUGAUCCUGACAGCGGAAUCGAACGUUUUUGUUUGGUCCCACCAUGGUGUUCGAGUCUCUGGUCAGCGACCUGCUGAACAGAUUUAUCGGAGAUUAUGUGGAGAAUCUGGACAAAUCCCAACUCAAGAUCGGGAUCUGGGGAGGAAAUGUUGUCCUUGAAAACCUAAAAGUGAAGGAAAAUGCUUUGAAUGAAUUUGAUGUUCCAUUUAAAGUGAAAGCUGGACAGAUUGGAAAGCUGACGCUGAAGAUUCCUUGGCAGAAUCUCUAUAAUGAUGCUGUGGUUGCUACGUUGGAUGGACUGUAUCUGCUUGUGGUUCCUGGAACCAUAAUGAAGUACGAUGCAGUGAAGGAGGAGCGUGACCAGCAGGAGGCCAAGCAGAAGGAGCUGCAGCGUAUUGACGAGGCUCUGCAGAUGGCUGCGCACAGAGCCUCUCAGACCGGAGACUUUGUCUUCAGUCUGGAUUCUGUGAUGAUCCAAGACAAUCAGCGCGUCCCAAAAGGACUUAAAAAAGUUAAAAAGCACAAAAAAGGCUUCAAGAAGAUGAAACGUCAGCAUUACAAACCAGACAAGCCACCAGAAGAGAAGAAAGACACAUUUGUAGAGAAACUUGCCACUCAGGUGAUCAAGAACCUGCAGGUGAAGAUCAGCAAUAUCCACCUUCGCUAUGAGGAUGACGUGUCUGAUCCACAGUGCCCCCUGUCUAUAGGUGUCACACUGGCAGAGCUCAGUCUGCAGACGACGGACGAGAACUGGAAGUUGUGCAUUCUGAAUGAAGCAGCAAAGAUCAUCUACAAACUUGGGCGUCUGGACUGCCUCUGUGCUUACUGGAACGUCAACAGUCCAAUAUUCUACAAACAAUCCUUUGAAGACAUUGUGGAGCAGCUCAGACAAGGGAUCAGUACCAAAGAGAGGGAGCUGUCUCACCAUCAGUACAUUUUCAAGCCGAUCUUUGCUUCUGCAAAAAUAUGCCUCAACCCCAGUGCUGAAACGGACCAUAAAUCACCCAAAGUCAAAGUUCACCUGGAGGUCCAGAACAUCGGCGUCGAGUUCACCAAACCACAGUACCUCACCAUGAUUGACCUGCUGGAGUCUUUUGACGCCAUGGUGAAGAACGGACCAUACCUUAAGUUCAGACCAGAUGGCCGUGUCCACAAAAAUGCCAAAAUCUGGUGGAAUUACGCUUAUAACAGUAUUCUGGAGGUCCAUAUACGUCGCUUCAACCGCAUGUGGUCUUGGUCCAGCAUCCGACAACACAGGGAGAACCUGAAGGCUUACAAGAGUGCCUACAAGACCAAACUGCUGAGCCAAAAUAAACUGAAUGCAGAUGCAGAGCGCCACAUCCAGAACCUGGAGAAAAUACUUGAUGUCUUCAACAUUACCUUAGCCCGGCAGCAGGCCCAGAUGGAGGUGAUCCGCUCAGGUCAGAAGAUGGCAGGAAAGAAGGGUGCAGUAGAGCAAAAGCAAGGACGUGGUGGUUUCUUCAGCAGCUUCUUUGGAAGGAAGCCCAAGAAGGAGGAGCAAGAAGAGAUCAAAGAGUCAGAGGGUUCUGGGCUGGAUGAGCUCAUGACUGCAGAGGAGAAGGAAAAGCUUUACAUAGCCAUUGGCUAUAGCGGCAGCUCUCACAACCUGGCUUAUCCAAAGCACUAUGUUGCCAUGAUCAUCACCUUCAAGCUCUUCAAGACAUCAGUAACAGUCAGAGAGUUGCCUGAUAUACCAGAGAUCCUCAAAGUCCAGAUGGUUGACCUCACCACCAAAAUCUCACAGAGACCUGGUGCUCAGGCUAUCAGGGUAGAGGCGGCAUUGGAGCACUGGUCCGUGACAGGUUUGAAGCAGCAGGGAGCAGUGCCUUCACUGAUUGCCUCGGUGGGAGAGGACUCUUCAUCUUUGCUUAAUGUCCUGUUUGAGCUUAACCCAGAGGAGAUCACCGCUGACCAGCUGCUUCAUGUCCACUCUCAGCCUGUUGAGAUCAUCUACGACGCGCUGACAGUGAACAGCAUGGUUGAGUUCUUUAAGACUGGGAAGGGCGUUAACCUGGAGGUCUUGACCUCAGCCACACUCUCCAAACUGGAGGAAAUCAAAGAAAAGACGGCCACAGGUUUGUCUCAUAUCAUUGAGACCAGAAAGAUCUUGGACCUGAGGAUCGACCUGAAGCCUUCAUACCUGCUGCUGCCAAAGUCUGGUUUCUAUGGUGAUAAGUCUGAUCUCAUUGUUGUGGACUUUGGUCGUUUAAAGCUGAACAGCAUGGAGCAAGGUGGCGUAGAGCCAAUCUCCUCCAGUUUCUCCUCCCUGGAGGAAAUCAUGGACCGAGCCUAUGAGAAGUACUCGUUGGAGCUGCAGCGGGUCCAGAUCCUGUACAGCAAGCAAGGAGAUGCAUGGAAAGCGGCUCGUCUGCAGGGUUCAUCUGUCCAACACAUCCUCUAUCCGAUGGACUUCACUGUCCAUCUGGCCAAGUGCAUGGUGGAGAAGGACAUCAGGAUGGCGAGGUUUAAGGUGUCGGGUGAGCUGCCACUGCUACAUGUAAAGAUUUCAGACCAGAAGGUGCAGAACAUCGUGGACCUCGUUGACAGCAUUCCGCUCCCCAGUGUCGACUCCAUGGCAUCCACGCCCACAGACAAGGUGCUGUCAUUAGCAGAGGCCAGACCACGAGUGCUAAGCCUUCACCCCGCCCUCCUCGACACCAUGGAAACAGAUUCAGACACAAGUGAGAAGUCUGUGGAUGAGGACCAGCAGCUCUCUGUUCACGAGGAACUCACAGACCUUCACUUCAAGUUUGAGGUCAAAGAGGUGCUGUUGGAGCUGACUCAGCAGGCCAGAGAAGAAAAAACACUUUUGUCCUUUAACAUCUGUCAGCUGGGCACUGAGGGGAAGAGGCGGAGUUUCGACAUGAGUAUCACCUCUUACUUGCGUAGAGUCACACUGGCUUACUGCGAUUUAGCAGAUGGUGGCACUCGACCUCUUCAUCUGAUCAGCACCUCAGAGCAGCAGGGCACUGACUUCCUGAAGGUCAAAUACACCAAAGCUGAUCCUGGUGGCCCAAGUUUCCAGACUGUGUACUGCAGCACUGAGCAAGCACUGAAGGUGGAGUUUUCCUCACUGCACUUCCUCCUCCACACUAAAGCUCUGCUGUCCACCAUUAACUACCUGACCAAUGCUGUGCCUCAGCGUCUCACAGCCACCCGGGACCAAGACUCCAAAAAGCAGGUGAAAACCAGAAAGGAGAGUACAGUGUCUAAAACUGCUAAAGAUGGUGGAAUCUUCAGCUUCAAGCUUUUUGCCAUGUUAGGCUCUUUCCAUGUGGAGGUCUGUGAUGAUCACAGCAACAUCGCUGACAUCAGAGUCCAAGGAAUUGAUGCAUCAGUACUCGUCCAAACCAAAGAAACAGAGGUGUUUGCCCGACUCAGAGAUAUUGUGGUAAUGGAUGUCAACCCCAAAACUUUUCACAAAAAGGCAGUGUCCAUCAUGGGUGAGGAAGUCUUCAGCUUCAAACUGUCCUUGUUUCCGAGAGCAACAGAGGGAGAUGGCUACAAAGACAUGUCAAAGGUGGACGGGAAGGUUAUGCUGCGACUUGGCUGUAUCCAGAUCCUCUACCUGCACCGGUUCUACAUGUCCCUGCUGAUGUUCAUCAACAACUUCCAGACAGCGAAGGACACCCUGAGCGCAGCAACGGCUCAAGCAGCAGAGAAGGCAGCUUCAAGUGUGCGGGACUUCGCCCAGAAGAGCUUCCGUCUCACCAUGGACAUCAAGCUGAAGGCACCAGUCAUCAUCAUCCCCCAGUCGUCUGUCUCCUACAAUGUAGUCGUGGAUCUGGGUUUGAUCACGGUGGUCAACAGCUUUUCCUUGCUGCCAGCUGAAGGGUUCUCAAUCCCGGCGGUGGUGGACACGAUGGAUGUGAAGUUGUCACAACUAAAACUCUGCAGAACCACCUUGAGGCAAGAUACAACUCGGUCUGACAUUGAGAUUCUUCAGCCAAUCAGCUUUGAGCUGCUCAUCAAACGUAACUUGGCUGCUUCCUGGUUUAGUGGGAUCCCUGGAAUCUAUGUCCAUGGUGUCCUCAGGUCCCUCCAUAUGUCUCUAGCUGAAGAAGAUUUGGGUGUUUUGAUGAAGAUCCUGGUGGAGAACAUUGCAGAGUGAAGUAAAGAGGGUCAACGAGAUGACAGACAAAAGAGUCAAGAGAAGGAAGAGCUUGCUGAGCAGCAAUAUUCUGUCAAAAAAACAGUGCUGUUGACACUGAAGAAACCCAAAGACCACCAGGAUGUGCCCUUCCUAAUCUUUCACAUGGCCCAGUUGGGCAUCGAUGCCAAAGUGAAAAAAUACGACAUUUGUGCCACAACCUACCUUAAGAAGAUCUCUAUGAAAUCUUUGGAGUUCAAAGACUCUAAUGGCGAGGCGCUGUGCUUGGUCACCUCAUCUGUGGGGUCGGGAGCCGAGCUGCUCAAAAUUCAAUACUUCAAGGCUGACCGCACCGGACCAAACUUUGUCUCAGUGUACAAGAACAUGGAGCAGAUGAUCAACGUGACAUUCGCCUCUCUGAACCUCCUGCUUCACACUGAGGCUCUGCUGUCGGCCAUUAACUUUCUGUUAGGAGCGCUGAGGGAAAGCGGUGUGGCGUCUGCGGAGACGUCUGCAGAGAAACCUAAACUGGAGGACAACAAGACAAUGUCCACCAAAUCCACCACCAUGGCAUCUCCUAUAGAUGGAGAUGUCAUUGAACUGAAGAUCAUGAUCAUGCUGGGAGCCUUCAACAUCCUGCUGUGUGACCAGACCCGCAACAUGGCUGACAUCAAGAUCCAAGGUAUUAAUGGGUCAUUGCUGAUGCAGGGGCCACAAACUCAUAUAUCAGCCUGCCUGCGAGAUUUCAUUGUCACUGAUGUGGAUCCCAAAACUGUCCACAAGAAGGCGAUCUCCAUUGUGGGUGAUGAGGUCUUCAGCUUCAACGUGACUCUUACGCCCAGUGCUGUGGAAGGUGCCGGUUACACGGACACAACUAAAACCGAUGGAAUUGUGAAGCUGAAUGUGGGCUGCAUCCAGAUGGUUUACCUGCACAAGUUCUUCAUGUCUCUGCUGAACUUCACCAACCACUUCCAGACAGCAAAGGAGGCACUGAGUGCAGCAACUGUUCAGGCAGCAGAGAAGGCGGCGUCCAGUAUGCGGGACUUGGCACAGAAGAGCUUUCGCCUUGCCAUGGACAUCAGGUUGAAGGCGCCACUUAUCAUCAUCCCCCAGUCAUCUGUCUCCCACAAUGCUUUGGUGAUGGACCUGGGUCUGAUCACCGUGACAAACCGUUUUUCCCUGCUGCCUGUGGAAGGAUGCCCGCUGCCAGCUGUCAUUGACAACAUAGACGUCCAACUGACGGAGCUCAAAAUGUCCAGAAGCUGUAUGAACCCAGGAUUGGACCAACCACACACAGAGCUACUGAAGCCAGUCAACAUGCUCCUCACAGUCAAGAGGAACCUGGCAGCAUCCUGGUACAAGAAGAUGGCUACCGUGGAAAUAGAUGGUGACAUGAAGCCCAUGAAGGUGGCGCUGAGUCAAGAUGACCUGAAAUUGCUUUUGAAGAUCUUAAUGGAGAACCUUGGUGAAGCCAGCAGCAUGGAGCCCACUGUCCCCCAACAGGGAGCUGGACUGCACCUCCGAGUAGCUGGAGACAACAAAACAGGUAAUGUUGAGAAGCAGACUGAAGGCAGAGACGAGGAAGAAGUUGUUGAAACAAUGAAGUUUAACUUCAACAUUGAGUCUCUCGGACUGAUUCUGUAUGGCAGCGACUCCCAGCAGGUGCACCAGGACAAUCUCAGACUGGGGGAAUUUGUUCUCCACCUUAUGAAAGCUUCGGGGCGGAUCCUGAGUAACAGCACUAUGGAGGUGGCAACCAGCCUGACGUCUUGCACACUGGAUGACCUGAGGAUGGGCAGAGAGCAGGUGACAUCAAGGAUGGUCAGGAGGCGGGACGAGGAGAGUGUCGAGGCCAUGGUUGACGUAAAAUACCAGCAAAGCAAGAGUGGGCGCAAAGUGGACGCAGUGCUUCAAAAACUCUACCUGUGUGCCAGUGUGGAGUUCCUGAUGGCCGUGGCGGAUUUCUUCCUCCAAGCCAUACCGCAAACCACCACCCCGCCCACCGACAAGCUGCAGCUGAAGCAGGCUGCAGACUUCCGGAGUGACGCUAACAUCAGUCCAGGUCAAACGUCGAAGACAGAAGUGCACAUGGUUGUGAUGGACCCAGAGGUAGUGUUCGUGGCAAAUUUAAUGAAGGCCGAAGCCCCCUCCCUGGUAGCCAUGUUCCAGUGUGUCUUUGACCUAAAGAUUGAGGAUGAUGGGACCCAGCAAAUGUCGAUGAACCUCGUGAAAUUCCAGGUCCUUGCCUGCCCCUUCAUCCGCAACCCCAAGGACAAUGCUGUCACCACCGUGCUGAGGCCAUGUUCAGUCAACUUGAGAACAAUAACCCAACAAAAUCAACCACUGAGUGGAUCAGUGACUGUUGAGGAAGUUAUUAUCAAGAUUUCUCCAUUUAUCCUGAACACGGUGAUGACAAUAACAGCAGCCAUGACAACGGGGAAGAGUGAAGAGCAACACCAGGAUGCUGAACCAGACAUUAGUGACCUCUGGUCUGUCAUGAACAUAUAUGACAACAACUUUUGGUUUCUGGGUGUAGAUCAGGCCAUUGAGGUUACUGAGAGUUUCAAGGAACAGGAUGGACGCAAUGAGGGCGAGAGCUUCACUGCUGUGGUUCAGGUGGUCCAGGUGACUUUGGAGUCUGGUUUGGGUCACCGGACCAUCCCUUUGCUGUUGGCUGAGUCCUCCUUUGAUGGUGAAGCCAAGAACUGGUCAUCUCUGUUGCAUUUAAGAGCCAACAUGACGCUGGAGGUGAACUACUUCAAUGAGAUCCACGCAGUGUGGGAGCCGCUGAUAGAAAGAGUAGACAAUGGAAAACGCAGAUGGAACUUGGAAGUGGAGAUGAAGAACAACCCAGUCCAAGACAAGAGCCCCGUUCAUGGUGAUGACUUCAUUGUACUUCCUGAACCACGCACGGUCAUCAGCAUAUGCUCAAAGGACACAAUGAACAUCACAGUCUCCCAGUGCAGCCUCAACAUCUUCAAAAAUCUUUCCAAGGGAUUUUCUCAGGGCACAGCCUCCACCUCCAACUACUCUCUGAAGGAGAAAGCACCCUACACCAUCCAAAAUGCCCUUGGAAUUCCUCUCAUCAUACAGCACAGUGCCAACCUGAGACCCGUGGGUUCAUGGUUUCAGGGAAAAUUGCAUGAACUGUCGGUGGAUCAGAGCAUGGAUCUAGAGCACUGUAUGUUCCAUUCCUCAUCCCGUAGCAAGUUAUCAGCCCUGCAACGCCAGGAAAGUGGCCUCUUCAGCCUUAGCGUUGUUCCCUCUGGCUUCAGCGAGAUCUCCAACAUCUCUGUGGACAAACCAGGUCGGCGACUCUAUAAUAUCCGAGGGCCGAUGCUGCAGGAGGCAGUUUCUGUGCUGCUGCAGAUUGAUGCCGCUGAAGGCAACAAGGUCAUCACUGUGCGCUCACCACUGCAGAUAAAGAAUCACUUUUUGGUGCCAUUCAUCAUUCUGAAAUACUGUCCAGAAUCUAGGAACUUUAAGAAAGUUGGAGAGGCUCAACCUGAAACAGAGUUUCACAUCAUCUUAGACAGCUACAGGUCCCAGCUAUUUGUGCAACCAUCUGGCUCUCUGGCCAAUCAGUAUGGCCCGUCAUCUUCCUGCAUUUCAUGGAAGGAGCAGAUCCACCAUAGCUCAGAGGUGCAUUCUGUGCUACAGUGCCCGGCGAAUGACAGCAGCUUACUCCCACUGAUGGUCAGCACGUUGGCCGUGCCUGAUGAACUGUGCCAUAUUGCCAGCCAUGGCGAGGAGGACUGGGACCCUGCCUAUGUCAUCCACCUCCAUCCUGUUGCCACACUGCGCAACCUGCUGCCUUACACUGUCCGCUACAUGCUGGAGCGUUCAGCAGAUUCCUACGAGCUCCAGGAAGGAAGCACAUCUGACCUUCUAAAUGCUCAUGUUGCAAGUGAGAUGAUGGAUUUGGUGCUGCUCAGAUACCAGGGCCGCGACUGGUAUGGACACAUAUGUAUCGAUCCAGAAAUGCCUGAGUUCUUCUCCGUCUGUCUCAUCUGUGACUCAGACAGCAGUAUGACUGUAGACGUGAGCAUGCAUGUAUCGAGGACACCGAGCCGCCUGGUGAUGUCCCUUUUCAGUCCGUACUGGAUCAUCAAUAAGACAUCUCGCGUGUUGCAGUAUAGAGCUGAAGACAUUGCAAUGAAGCACCCAUCAGACUUCAGAGAUGUCAUCCUGUUCUCCUUCAAAAAGAAGAACAUCUUCAGCAAGAACAAGCUCCAGCUUUGUAUUUCUACAAGCUCUUGGUCUGAUGGAUUCUCUUUGGACACAGUGGGAAGUUAUGGCUGUGUUCGCUGUCCUGCCACCAACAUGGACUACCUGGUGGGCGUGAGCAUCCAGAUGAGCAGUUUCAACCUAACCAGGAUUGUUACCAUGAGGCCCUUCUACACUCUGUUUAACAAGUCUUUAUAUGAGUUGGAGAUUGGAGAGGUCCACAGCCUAACCAAUAAAGUUAUCAGGUGGCACUAUGUCAUCUCCAAAGAGUGCCUUCCUCUGUGGCCAGAGAACAAUGUGAGCAAAUUGUGUGUUCGUGUGGUUGGAUCUGAGUCGUAUUCCAGGUUCUUUUUCUUCAACAGACAGGACAGCGGCACCUUACUCAGCAUGGAUGUGUGUGGUGGGAUCAUCGUGGAUGUGAACAUCUCAGAUCACUCAGCCAUCAUCAGUUUCAGUGACUAUUACAAAGGUGCUGCUCCCGCCCUGCUGCUAAACCACACGUCAUCACAAAGAAUCAUCUGCUGUCAAAGCAGCUCCUCGCUGGUUCACCAGCUUAAGCCCAGUGAGGGUCAGCGGUUUGUGUGGGACGAUCCGACCGGUGUGCGAAUGCUCCAUUGGAGUUGCGGAGAACAUUCUGGAGAGCUGGACCUGCUGAAGGAUGAGUGUGGUCAGUUCACCUACAAAGGCCUCUCUCAGGUCCAUUGGGUGUCCUUCCUGGAUGGACGCCAGCGAGUCCUGAUCUUCACAGAAGAUGUUGCCGUGGUGACCAAGGCGCGACAGGCUGAAGAACUUGAGCAGUUUGACCAGGAGGUUAAGGUGUCCCUGCAGAACCUCGGGCUGUCGCUCAUCAACAACACCAGCCGGCAGGAGCUCUCUUACAUUAGCAUCACCAGCUCUGGCGUGGUUUGGGAGAUGAAGCCAAAGAACCGCUGGAAGUCUUUCAGCCUGAAGAACAUCAACAUGCUGGAGAAAGCUUACCAGAAGCACUUGGAAGGGGGUGUAGAGCAGGACUGGGUCAAACUGGACUCAAACCUGGAGGUGAAUUUCAGCAGCACAAACAUGAGGAUGCGCCAACCAAUUUCCUGUCCUGUGAGACGGAACUUCCUGUCUGGGAUUCAAGUGGAGUUUAAACAGUCACUGCACCAACGGAGUCUGAGGGCUCAACUGCACCGCCUACAGGUGGACAACCAGAUGCCAGGUGCUAUCUUCCCUGUUGUCUUCCAUCCUGUUCCUCCCCCAAAAUCUAUUGCACUUGACUCAGAACCAAAACCCUUCAUCGACCUGUCCAUCAUCACGAGGUUCAACCAGCACAGCAACGUCACCCAGUUUAAGUACUUCAUGGCCCUGGUCCAGGAGAUGGCAGUGAAAAUCGAUCAAGGCUUCCUGGCAUCCAUCUUGGCCCUGUUCACACCGGUGGCUGACCCUCAGGCCAACCAACAGAGGACCAAGCUGAUACAGAGCGAUCUAGAACUGCUGCAGGCCGAGCUGAUAGAUGCAUCACUGAGUGACCACUUGGGCUUGAACUUCUUUGAACAUUUCCACAUUUCCCCCGUCAAGCUCCAUCUCAGUCUGUCUAUGGGUUCAAGUGAUGAGGACUCUUCCCAGGCAGUGGCCAUCCAGUCACUCAACCUGCUACUGAAGAGCAUCGGAGCCACGCUGACUGACGUAGAUGACCUCAUCUUCAAACUGGCCUUCUUUGAGAUGAAGUACCAGUUUUACAGCAGAGAGAAGCUGAUGUGGGCUGUGAUCCGUCACUACAGUGAACAGUUUCUGAAGCAGAUGUAUGUUCUUGUUCUUGGUUUGGACGUUUUGGGAAACCCAUUUGGACUGAUUCGGGGUCUGUCUGAAGGAGUGGAGGCCUUUUUCUACGAGCCUUUCCAGGGUGCUGUGCAGGGCCCAGAGGAGUUUGCUGAAGGUUUGGUAAUCGGAGUCCGCAGUCUGUUGGGUCACACUGUUGGUGGCGCUGCAGGCGUGGUAUCCCGCAUCACAGGGUCAGUGGGUAAAGGCCUUGCAGCUAUUACCAUGGACAAGGAGUACCAGCAGAAACGACGUGAAGAGAUGAAUCGACCACCCAAAGACUUUGGAGAUAGUCUGGCCAAAGGUGGCAAAGGACUGCUGAAGGGAGUUGUUGGUGGAGUUACUGGCAUCAUCACCAAACCUGUGGAAGGGGCGAAAAAGGAGGGCGCUGCAGGCUUCUUCAAAGGCAUUGGAAAGGGGCUGGUGGGCGUGGUGGCCCGACCAACUGGCGGCAUUGUGGACAUGGCCAGCAGCACCUUUCAAGGCAUCCAAAGAAGUAAUGAAAGGGUGGCAGAGUCAACAGAAGAAGUGACCAAACAAAGGCCGGUCAGACUGAUAAGGGAGGAUGGGAUCAUCAGACCGUACGACAUGACUGAGGCACAGGGUUAUGACCUCUUCCAGCGCUCAGAGGUCAAACAGCUGCCUGGUGAGGCCUUCAGGGACUACUGUCCGUUUCCUGGACACAGAAAGUCCAACAUCAUUGUCACCAACAGGAGAGUUUUUUGCAUUAAGGAGCUUGACUUUGUGAGUACCUUCAACAAAGAGUGGGAGUGUUUGUAUGAGAACUUCUAUCGUCCUCCAGCCCUGACCGGAUCUGAACUGAAGCUCUACUGCAAGGAGACACAGAAGCUAAAACUUCCAAAGAAAGAUGGACAAGAUGCUGUGAGGAAGCUCGAGCUCAGAGACGUCGGCGCUGCACAGAAACUGUUCACGGCCGUAUCGGAUGCCCAGGUGGCGCAGCAGCAGCACAAAAUGGCGAGACAGAAGUCAAAGCGCUUCCUGAAACCGGCCAAGAAGCUGUGAGGCAUCCAAAGACUUCCUGUCCCCGCUGGUGCUAUGACACGUCUGUGACAUCACCCUGACAGUAGAACGGCUCCUUUAGUUCAAGUAUUUUAAUUUCUUUUUCCGCAUAAACAUCCGUCCAGUCAUCAACAGAGCUGCAUCCUGAAAAUCUUUAUCUUUCGGCCGUGUCUCACUUCAGGCUCUGCCUCUACAAAGGUGUGGCCUCUUUCCUUGUUUCCUUUUCUAUAUCACUUUUUCAUAAUAAUAAUAAUCAUGAUAAUAGACAUGCAGUUUUAGAAGUAAAUACUCUGAAAAAUUUCUCUAAAACAGUUUUCCAAAAUUGAUUGAUGAAUGAAUGAAUGAAUGACUUUAUUUAGCACACUGUUCAAUUUGAUUGAUUGAUAAUGGACAUAAAUAUAUGUUGCACUUCUACUAGGAAUAAAGAACAUGUAUUUUAUAGGAACAUAAUGCACUUUUCUGAAUUUUUUUAUUUCUUAUUUUUUGGACUUUUGGGGAUUUUGGAUGAGAUCUGAUUGCCUCAGUGAUACCGAACCAAUGUGCCACUAAACCGACCAAAUGUCUGUUUGAAUUGUGUUUACAGUAUGUGAGGAAGUGACAAAGAAACCACAGAUCUGGACCAGGACAAGCACAUCUGUCAGAGACGUGUGUUGGUCCUCAAAAAUAAAAACCGAACAAAU